CCAUGCAGCCAUGACAAUGUAUGUAUAUACAAUGCAAGUUGGCUAUAACGAACUAGCAAAGAAAUAGGAAUGCUCAUAAGUUCCGAAAGAAGAUCGAGACAUCUGAGGUACGUAGGGUGAUGAUACUUACAGCUCCGAUCCAGAUCGAGUGAUCUGAUCAUCAAACAGUUGGUGUGCGUGGAAAGGACACAAUAAUGGGGAGAACGAAGACGGAGAUGUUGAUGACGACGGUUGCGCUGCUGAUACACAUAGAAGCGUCAGUGGUGGAGGCGCUGCGAAUCGACGUGAAAUCCGGAUCAACGAAAUGCAUCAAGGAGGAGAUGCAACUCAACACCAUGACCAUCGGCAAGUACGCCGUCGUCAACCCUUUUAUCGACCACGACGUGCCGGACACCCACAAAAUCACCGUCCGGGUGACGUCUCCAUUUGGGCAGUACUAUCACUAUUCGGUUGAUACAGAUCACGGCAAUUUCGCAUUUACAGCGUCGGAAGAAGGCGACUACACGAUUUGUUUCCGAGCAGCUGAUCACAAACCUCCUUACACUGUUUCCGUUGAGUUUGAAUGGAAGUCUGGCUACGCCACGAUUGAUUGGUCCAAAAUCGCCAAGAGACGCCAGAUUCAAGUAGUGGAAUUCGAGCUCAGAAAAAUGUUCGACACUGUGCUAAAUAUCCACGAUGAGAUGUUCUACCUCCGCGAACGGGGGGAAGAAAUGCAGAAACUGAACAGAGCAACGAACACAAAGAUGGCAACCUUCAGCUUUCUGUCUCUCCUAGUUUGCUUGUCCGUGGCCUGUCUGCAAUUAUGGCAUCUCAAGAAAUUCUUCGAGCGAAAGAAGCUCGUCUGAUUCCAGAAUUUCUUUUAAUUUGUUGCAUCAUAUGAUAUUUUGCUAUAAAUUAUUAAUCACUUACUUCUCAUACAAUCUUGCUAUU
Molecule: messenger RNA, 930 nt
Organism: Ipomoea nil (Japanese morning glory)
Lineage: Eukaryota; Viridiplantae; Streptophyta; Magnoliopsida; Solanales; Convolvulaceae
Product: transmembrane emp24 domain-containing protein p24delta7-like
Exons: 4
Coding region: 195-845 (216 amino acids)
Biological process (GO): intracellular protein transport; Golgi organization; endoplasmic reticulum to Golgi vesicle-mediated transport
Cellular component (GO): endoplasmic reticulum-Golgi intermediate compartment; Golgi apparatus; endoplasmic reticulum
Source: RefSeq, a predicted model, not a curated record